This is a messenger RNA of Ochotona curzoniae (black-lipped pika), 8529 nucleotides long. It is a transcript of the gene LCORL, whose product is annotated as ligand dependent nuclear receptor corepressor like. NCBI's taxonomy places the organism in Eukaryota, Metazoa, Chordata, Mammalia, Lagomorpha, Ochotonidae. Gene Ontology annotation, molecular function: DNA binding. The record is from RefSeq and is a predicted model, not a curated record. Gene Ontology annotation, biological process: regulation of transcription by RNA polymerase II. Gene Ontology annotation, cellular component: nucleus. The transcript is spliced from 6 exons. The coding region runs from base 1602 to 6974 and encodes 1790 amino acids.
UUAUUAACUGUCACAUUAGUUUUUCACUUGCAUAAGUAGGUAAUACCUAUUUUUCUGAGGUAAUGACUUAGUGUAUUCAUCAGUGUUUAUAAUUCCUCUUGGAGAAACAGGCUAAAUAUGCAAUAUUUGCUUCCUACACAUGUAAGAUAUGGGGGGGGGGGGGAACCUGGGAUUAAAGACCAAGGUUCUCUGAUUUCAUUGUUACCUUUCCAGAAUCGAUUAGAGAAAAGGAUUGAGACCAGACUCAACUACAGAUGAAUUGUGCAUUCAUAGUGGAAUUGGCUUUUGUCAUUCAUUUACUAUUCAGUUCUAUUGUCAUUGGCUUCUAUUAAUGAAGAUAUUUCUUAUCAAAUACCUAGUCUUAACUCUGAGCUUAUAUGCUGUUCCAAUUUUAUAGAUAAUUUGUGUUAGAAUGAAAUAUUGGAUUGUCAGAUUUCGUUGGGUAGAUAAAAUGAAUAUAUUUCAUUGUAGCAUGUAACUUUCAGUGACCUGAAAGAAUAAUAAAAUUUGGUUUAGUAUUGAAUUUUCAACAUUUUCUCAUGUAUAAAACUGUAUCCCACCAUCAUAUAUUUAGACUUAAAAUCAGAAGUUAUUGUGUCAUAAUUGUUAAAUAUUUGUAAAUAAAGGAAUACUUUUUUAAAUUUAGCAAAAUAUAAUGGCUUUUCUGUAUCAACUUGUUUACACAGGGCCAUGUGUUUAGAUAUUAUUUUAACUGACAUUUCCUUAAGGAACUCUUACUAUAUCCUACAUUCAAAUUAUUUUUUUACUGCUUAGCUAUUGUCCUAAUUUAUCUAAAAUUGUUCUCUGAAACUUUCUGAAAACAUAACCAUUUUUCAAAAAUACCCCUUCUCUAUGCUUGUGGAAUAUUUUCCAGAAAUUUCAAUGCCAGAUUCCUUUGAGAGGUCCUGAUUUUUAAAAAGCAAUAAUAUUUCCUUGACCUAUCAAAAUUAAGUUGUACCAUGGUAUAUGGGUCACAUAUUUGUUUCAGUAUGGGAAUUGUUGUCUCCACCAUCUCCAGGUCCCAGACUGAAAGAAGCAUAGUACCUGCAGCAGGAUCUUCUCAGUUGGAAUGGUGGAAACUGAAGGGGACUGGGGAAAAUCUGCUGUGCCUUUAAAAAUGUCAGUGUGGAGAGGCAGACUGGCCUCCUCUCCAUUCAUUCACUGGUCCGAGAGCUCAGUUCCCCUCUUCAGAGAUGCAACAUAAUCCUGUAUUCAAAAAUGUGGGUGUAUGAUUCUGUUCUAAAUUGUUUCUAGGAUAAAAGCUUGAAAACCUGCAGCCACUCCGUUUGAAAAACUGCAUAGCUACAGUUCUUAUAGGAACUGAAUCAGAUUUUUAAUUAUGUAGAUUACUUAAACUUUUGGUUUUGUUGGAUUGCUAAAAUAGGUGGCCAAUUUUUUAGCAUAAUUCAGUUGAAACACUCUGCUUUAUCAAAUGUAUGAGUGAUGGUGAAGAAUUUUAAAAAUGAUAAAUAAUAACUAAACUUUACUUGGUGUUUUAUAGGCGAUAAGAUUCUCUCAGAUUUUUCCAUUUGUCUGACAUGAGUUAGGUGUUAUAAUCUUUAUGUAAAGACUGUGAACCAGAAGAGCUGACUGACUGGUCUAUGGAUGAAAAAUGUUCAUUUUGUAAUCUACAGAGAGAAGCAGUCAGUGAUUGUAUACCAUCCCUUGAUUCUUCACAGUCAACACCGACGGAGGAGCUAUCAUCUCAGGGCCAGUCCAACACUGAUAAGAUUGACUACCAAGCAGAAAAUUACCUAAAUGCACUCUUUCGAAAGAAAGGUAAUACUGAUCUCCCUCAGAACUGUGAUCCUAACAUUCCCCUAGUUGCUCAGGAAUUAAUGAAAAAGAUGAUACGUCAGUUUGCAAUUGAGUACAUUUCAAAAAGUGGUAAAAUUCAAGAGAAUAGAAAUGGUUCAAUUGGACCAAGUGUCGUAUGUAAAAGUAUCCACAUCAAUCAAGCAGAGAACUCCCUUCAGGAAGAACAGGAAGGCCCCUUAGACCUCACUGUGAAUCGAAUGCAGGAACAAAAUACUCAGCAAGGGGAUGGAGUGUUAGAUCUCUCUACAAAGAAAACCAGCAUAAAAUCUGAAGAGUCAUCCAUAUGUGAUCCUUCUGAAAAUUCAAUGGCUGGUUCAACUGUUGAUGCAAAAUCAGAGGAAGCUACUAAAAUGGAAAGAGGAAAAUCAGCAUUAAGCAAAGUUUUGGAAUCUUUGUGCAUACAUCACCAGCAACAAGUUUUGGCUAUGUUGAAAUGUCUAGUCCAAGAGCAGAAUGCUGCUUCUCUUUUUUGCUGUAAUGCAUCAUGUGCUGUGUCUUCAGAAUCUCAAAAGCCCCUAAUUGGAGAUGACUUACAUAGUCUGCUUUGUAGUUGUGAAUAUAGACUGGCAGAAAGAGGGUGUUUACAAAAUGAAAGACAAAGUCCUGGUUUAGGGCCUCUGCCAGUCUGUAUUAAAGAUUUACAUUGUUUAUCUUGCCAAACUGUAACUGUUGAACACAUUAAGAAAGUAGUGAAUAGAGAAAUUGCAAAUGGUUAUAAUUCUCACAGGUGCUGUUCUGGACCACAACAAAACAUUCACUCUACAAAUUCCACCUUUCAUAGUCCUGUUUUGGCGAGGGAAGCGUGUGAUCUUUCAGUAACUCUUAAAGGUGUUUGUAGAUCUCGAAGUCCCUCACCUCCACCAUUAUCACCUGUACACACUGAAGGAAUUGAAAUAUUAAAGGAUGUCAUCUCAGAGCUUUCAAGCUUAGAAAAUAACAAACUUGAAACAAAUAUUAACCAGCCUCCAUCUCUCACACCGGCAGAAAUAAGCAGCAACAAGGGUGACCAUGAAAGUAAAACAUACAAAACUAAAAAAUUAAGUAACUGUGAUUUUUCACUCUUGGAUGAUAGCAAUAAUUGUACCAUAAAUCAUGAAAAAGGUGAAACUGCUGUAAUUUUUCAAGAUUUAAUGGAUCGCAUUAAUGAAAAAUUAAAGUCAAUAGAAACCACAGAUACAGCAAACCUUAUAAAAUUAUCUAACAGUGAUUGUAGUACAGAUUAUGAUUUGAAAUUGGGAGAUUUAAUAACUUCUCUCUUGCACAAUGCAAAGGCCAGUGAUUACAGUUUUAUGGAAUUACUGAGUCAACACGAUAAAAACACAGAAAAUAAAACUAUUCAGACAAGAUUUCGAAAGCGUCAAGAAACCUUACUUGCGAUGCACAGGUCUCCUAACUCACCCGUAUUGAGAAGGCAGUCUGUACAGAUGAAAAGGCAACUUGCCAGUCUUGAUGAAAGUUUUGUAAGAAAGAAAUACACUGAAAAAAAUUCAAGGAAGUUGAUGCACAGUGACAAGAUAUUUUCAUUGAACAAAGAAGAGUUCUGUCAUUACCAAGGGCCUUUCUUACAAAAUUCUAAAAGCUCUGAAGUUAAAAAUCAUGCAGAAACAUCGUUUUCAUCAAAUUAUGCAUUUCAGUCUUUACAACUACCUCUUCACAGUGUAGAAACUAAUUCGACUUUUGAUGCAUUUUCAGAAAGCUUUAAAACAACUUCACUUGAGAAAAUGAACAUAAGAAAAUUACAGGAGAAAUCUGCAGCUGGAAAAAUGAUUGUUCAGAAUCAUCAGGAGAAUCCAAAAUUAGAACAUACUCCAAUUCCUUUAAGAAGUGAUGUGCCUGGACUUCUGAACAGAACUAAACGGAAUAUUGUGCCUCCAGGGUGGUACUCUAUAUAUGUAACAAAUAAUUAUGUUUUCAAAAAGUCACCUAAGACUAAAAAAGUGUCCGAAUCCACAAGAAGAAAAGAACUAGUGAAAAACAUUCAAAUCGAAAGCUCACACAAUAUAGACCUAAACAAAAUUGCAAUGACUUCUAAUUUACAAGUUGUUGUGGAACGUUUGGAAGAUACAAUAACCAUGGCCAAAAAAUCUUGGGAUAAUCAGCCAUUAUCAGAGGGAUAUAAAGCAUCUAAGAAGUUGAUAGAAGUUGAUGGUAAAGACCCCAAAGCUGUGCGAAAUAUAAGUCUUACUCUAAGUAGAAUGGCUUGCAAAGAGCAGAGUGUUUCGAAGCCUGUGGUCACAUCUGACAGUAUUGUCAAAAGUCAUUCUGUGCCUACAAUGGAUUUGAAUAACAAAAGACUUGAUAAUCUGAAAAAGACUUCCACUUUAGAUAUGGGUACAUUUGUUUCCAAUUUUGAAAAUUUACCAAAAAAAUAUGAAGGUGUUGAAAGCUCUUUUCCUAACUAUUCUAGUCCUGUCAAACUCAUGUUUUUAUCUGAGGUUAAAAGCAAUGAAGGAGUCAAAUAUACUUUAACUUCAGUUGGUACUUCUCAGUCAAGUACUAGUGUUCCUCCUGAAAAACUUAUGACCCAUCGUGUAACCGCGAAAAAAAGAGAAGCAAAUGAGGAUAUCCCAAAUGCUAGCUUUGAAAAUUUAAGUUCUAAUCAUUACAAUGAGGACAUACUUCAAAGGGAACUAAGUGAAUUUAAUUGCACAAAAGAAGCUCCAGAAUCUUCUGAAAUGUUUAUUAAUGAUGUGAAUAGUGAUAAGCCACAAGAAGGAUCUAAGGAAAAUUCAAGUGGUAUUAUUGAUUCAUCUUUUAAAAGAAAACCAGGUAGACCUAAAAAAAUAGGACCCCAAGUUGUGAAACAGGUUAAGAGACCAAUUGGAAGACCACCAAAACCUAAAAUGGAUCAAACAAACAUCACCAUUUGCCAAAAUGAGUCCUUUAAUGCUGGAAGGAGAAGCUCAGAAUCUCUCAUAUCAGAAGUAAAAGACGGUAUUUACAAAAAGAGUAUUACAGUAACUGUGAUUUAUGGCAGGUCAAGAAGAACUAGAAGGCAUGUUUCUGAAGGAAAUGUAACCAGAAGCAAUACUAGAUCUUCAAAUAAUAAUGCUGCUGAUUUUCCAACUGAAUAUGAUAGUCUCAGAAACAUUAGAGAACAUGAAAUUGACUUAAAUGAAAGAGUAAGUGCAGUGUCAAGCUUGACCGCUGAAAGUGAGAUCUUGCAGUCAGGCUUUGAGUAUGUUAGACCUAUCAAAAACAAGUCUGUGGUACCUCAGCCUUCCAAGAACAUUAUUCGGCCCAAUCAGAAGCCUUUGACAGUCAUAAGGAAGCCUGGUAGGCCUGCAAAAGUGAAAAUCUCUGGCAUAUCUGUGACUAUUAAUAGAAUUUCACCUCAGGAAAGAGAAGUAAGUAUUAGCAGCUGCCUGCCUCCUCUAGAUCAGGAGAAUGCAUUAGAAAAAUCUCUGCCUGAAGACAAGUUUGAUCAAACAUGCAAUAAAAUGGGUAACUUGAAGCACACUGCCGUUGACAUAUGUGAAAAUGGAUCCCAAAGUAUGGUUAGUACUAUACCUUUGAGACAGUCUGUUAGGGAUAGAAAACCAUCUCUGCAUUUCUUACAUUCAUUAGCAUCUUCUGGCUCACUUAUUUAUAGAAAUUCUGUGCUUCAUAAGUCAUACAAGCUCCAUUUGCAGAAAGGUAAAAAUCAGAAGGAAAAACAUCAACAGCCAGGGUUAAAAAUAACUUCCAAAGAUACCCCAAGAACUAGAUGUUCAAGGAAUGCAAAAAAGUGUUUGGACAGUAACAAAUCUGUACCCACUAAAGAAGUCGCCUUGGACCCAAUAAUCUCAUCCAACCCUCUGCUCAGGUGGUGGGCCACUUCUACUUCAAAUGAUUCCCUAUUACAGGAGUUGAACAACAGAUUUGAGCAAAUAACAAAUGCCUGGGUGCAAGUGAGUGGCGAUGAAGCUGAAAAUUGCAUUCAUAAAAAAAAACAACAUGUUGAAAAUGAUAAUUUCAAAGUAGCAAAACCUUUAGAAACUUGUCUUUUAGAACUUGAAGUUUCACCUGUAAAGAUGCUUUUUCAGAAAAAGUAUGAUUUGAAUGAACUCUCCACCUGGUUUAUGCAAACAACAGAAACACAGUCUCUUUCACUGGUUAGGAAAGCAAAUGCUCGAAACCCUUUGGAGGUAAUAAACACUAGAGGAAUUAAAUUAGGUACAAAAUAUUCUGAUUUUAACAGCCCCUUUAGAAAACACUUUAAAAAAUUUGCACUCUCUUCUCCCUCAAAGUCAGCAGGAAAGCUACACAUACUGCAUAAAAUGGUCAGCUCUCCACUUUUAAAUAUUAAGAGUAAUUUAACACUAGCUAGAUUGAAAAGGACUGAGUUGAAGAGGUUACAUCAUGAAAGGUGGAGAAGAGAGGGUAAGCUGCAGAAACACGGAGCCGUUGAUUGGAACUCUCAAAGGAGGAACUUAAGGUUUUACUGCCAAAAUCAGUUUUUAGGUAAGAUUGGGGGGAGGACAAGUACCGACACCCCACUCCACGGCAAGCGACCCCUGGCUAAGCAGUGUAUUGUGCCGUAUGAGAUGAGAGAGGAUUUUUCGCAGCAACAGGUGGCAGUUUCUCACUUGAAAGCACAUAGUAAUCUAGAGAGUAAAUUUAAGUCAGAAGCAAAGGAGAAUGGGACAAAAUGCAGCCAAAAAGAUUUUGAAAAGGGAUCAAGACUAGGAACUGUGUGCUCAAAUAAUUGGAGGUCAAAAACGUUAAAAGAUUGUAGAAUAUUUUUGAGAAAGAUCAAUUAUCUUGAACACAGAAAUACUUUUAAACUAAAUACAAUAAUUUACUCUCCUGAAUCUGUUGACAAUGGAAGUAAUCUUCAGACUCAUUUAGAAGAAUCAAAGCGCUUUACUUUAAGGUCCCAUUCUGCUAGGCAAAAUUCCUUUAAAACUAAAGAGAUAGAAAAUGAUAAAGCUAACAGUCCUUCAAAUGAUAAAUUUGCCGACCAGCUUGACAAUAAUAAAUUAAGCAAAUUGGCUAACUUUGACAAGAACUCUCCUGACACUUCUGAAGUUCUUAGCAAAUUGAACAAAAGAAAAAGACCACCAUGGAAGACCACAGAAAUAUCAACAAAAAGACAUAAGCGACAGUCUUGCAACAGUGGACAAAUGGCAAACUAUUUUUCAAAAUCCCAACUAGGUAAGUUGUUCUCUACUUAAUUUUACAGUUUCAUUGUAGGUGCCUUGAGUAAAGUACAAGUUAAUAGGUAGAAAAGAAGCAGCUGGUUUGGUUUUAUUUCUUAAAUAUUUAAAACAACCUAAUUUCUUGGCACCUAGUUUGAAACUCAUGUAAUUAGGUGUUAUCAAAUGUGCUACUGCACUUCCCCACCUCUUAAUGUAUCCAGACUUUCAAUCACAUACAAACAUGUUUAAUAUAGAGACAUAGUUUCUUUAAAAUUUAUCAUUAAUGUAAAAGUUACUUUUUCUUCUUUUGCAUUUGAUAAGUUAAUUAAAAAUCAGAAAAAAAUGUUUUAUUAAAAAAGACCAAGUAAAUAUCUAAAAUCAUUAGAGGCCAAUGUAUGUAUUUAUUGAUAAUAAUGUCUCAGAUAUAUAGAAAAAAUAAAAACUGCUUUAUUGCUAAAAUAAUGUAACAUAAUCCUUGACUGUCAGACUCACGUCCCACGAUCGAAUUCGUACAACACCUGGUACCUCUUUGAAAUUCACCUUAUUUAAAUAAAUGACAAAUAAAUAAGACUUGCCUUGUUUUGAAGAAUGAUACAGUAUUUGUUUUCACUAAAUUAGCAAUUUAUUGAAAGAAAUAGAACUUAUAAGGAGAAUUCUUAUCCACUGAUAAGCUAUAUUGAGUUAUAGGCAAGUUAUUGCUAUAUAAUACUAAUUUUAGAAUAGCAAGUAAUUAUGUGCUUUGCUAAGUUAAUAAAAAACUGACAUUGAUGCCUAAGGGAGACUUUCUAACUUACCAAAAUGUGAAACUAUCACUGACAACACAGCAGUUUCCAACUCCGUGCUGUCCGUGACAUGAGAGACAUGCAGCAGUUGCUGGAGUGGUUAUGGGUCACUUGCUCAAGUGAGAGAGCGCUGGGUCACAUUUGUCACUUGAUUGCAUCGUUACAUACAUCUUACGGUUUUGGAGUGAUUGGGAAGUUUGGUGUCUAUUUUUGUUACCUUGAAAACAAAUAACAUCAGGUUUUAUGUUAAAAAGCAGUCAUUAAGUUCUAGAAUUUUAAUAAAUGAUUUUAUGUCCCCAUUUAAAUUAUUUAACUGAAUAACUUUACCUAUUUCAGCAAUACUUAGUAAUUAAUGAUUAAAAGCUAAUUCAGAAAUUAAAAUUUUAAAGGUAGUCAAAGGAGUCUGUUAUGGAAGUUGAAUCAGAACUGAAAAUAAUGACCUUUCUUAUCCUUAGCAACACUAAAAUCACUAUAGCCAAUUAGAAUAAAAACCCAGUGGUAAUUUAAAAAAAAAAAAAACCUUAUAGUUUCCCUGACAAUAAUACACUAAUACACACAUUUUUUAAAGAUCAUCAUGAGUAGAGAAUAAAAUAUGAAGUUUCAUUUUUAAUUCUUUAUAUCAUCCUCAUUUCAUGCUUUGACUGUUUACCAACAAUAAUUUGUAUUUACACAUUUUACAACAGAACCGUAUUUUGUCCUUCAAUAUUCUGAACCAUUCUUCUCAGAAAUAACCACAAAAUGUGUUUUUAAAUUAACAUUGCAUGAAACAUGAAAUCAUCCUAUACAAGUAUAAAGGAAGAUGCCUAAUU